AUGGCAGCUGCAGCACGUCCAUUCAACCCCAACGACUAUCCUGUGGUUAUUGGCAUUGACUUUGGUACAACCUUCUCGGGAUGCUCGUACGCAUUUAUUCAAAACGACGAGGUGAUUGAUAUCGUGCGAUGGCCAAAGCAAAACAACAAUGUGUAUCCAAAGACACCUACAUUGAACUUUUAUCAUGGCAACUCGGAUCAAAUGACUCAGUGGGGUAACGCAGCACGUCUCGAGAUGCAACGUCCUACUGCUCGUAAUUCGGUGCUCCUCAAGCAAUACAAGCUCUAUCUCGAUGAAAACAUUGCAAAGGAUCUUCCUCCUCUUCCAAAUGGUUUGACCAUUGUCGAUGCUAUCGCCGACUAUCUUCGUGCAUUCCAUGAUCACGUUGUCAAUGAACUCAAGAAGGGUUUCGCUCGCAACUAUGGCCAACACCAAUUCAGAUAUUGCUUGACCGUGCCUGCCAUGUGGUCCGACAAGGCCAAGAGUACGAUGCGUGAAGCUGCUAUCAAGGCUGGAUUGAUCAACGAGGAUGACCAUCGUGAUCGAUUAACAUUGAUCUCUGAACCUGAAGCUGCUGCCUUGUACUGUGAGAAAAAGUGCGACCAAUUCAACCUUCGUCAUGGCGAUCGAUUCAUGAUUUGUGAUGCUGGUGGUGGUACCGUGGAUUUGAUCGUUUUUGAAAUUGAUGAACAUGGUGGUCGCAAGUUGCGUGAAUGUACCAAGGGUCAUGGUCAAUCAUGUGGCUCAGUGUUUUUGGAUCGACGUAUGCGAAAGUUGCUCAAGAAAAAGUUCAAGGAAUACUUGUCAUCCAUUCCAGCAUCUGCAUUUGAGACCAUGAUGGAUACCUUUGUGGAUUUGAUCAAGCCCCAAUUCGAUGGUAUCGAUGACCAAUUCAUUUCGUUACCAGCAUCCAUGAAUCUCGAUUCGCUCAACAACCCAGCCAUUGGUCUUGAGGAUGGCACUUUGUGUAUCACAGCUGCCGAAUUAAAACAAGAGGUGUUUGAACCUGUCAUCCGCGAGGUGCUGGCACUCGUCGAGGAUCAACUCAUCAAGGCUCAAUCUUUGCAAGCUGUCUUUUUGGUGGGUGGUUUUGGUUCAUCCAAUUAUUUAUUUGAAAGAGUACAACAAGAAUUCGCUCCCCGUGUUGGUUUGGUAGCCGUUCCUCCUCGUUGUGAGCUGGCUGUUGUACGUGGUGCUGUUUACUUUGGCCUGAAUCCUCACGUCGUCACUACUCGUAUCCCUCGUUACUGGUAUGGCAUUGAUACUACUACCACCUUUGAAGAAGGCAUCGAUCCUCCAAGCUACAAGAUCAUUCGAGCCGAUGGUAGCGUGCGAUGUGAUAAUCGUUUCUCAGUUUAUGUACGACGAGGAGAAGCACUGGACAUUGAUAAUUGUGUUUCCAAAGACUUUUUCGCUUAUUACCCACAUCAUACCACGUGUACUUUAUAUGCUGCAGACACUGAAGAACAACCUCGCUACACUACAAGCCCUGGUGUUCGUAAGGUCGCCAACUUUACCAUCCCCAUGCCAACAUUGCCCGGUGUUAUGGAAGGAGAAAAGGUGGAUCUUUCGAUUAAGAUGUACUUUGGUGAAGUAGAAUUACGAGUAGAGGCGGUCAUCCGAGGGAAGACUUACGGCACUACCUGCACAUUCGAUAGUGAUUAA
Lichtheimia ornata is the source of this 1665-nucleotide messenger RNA. RefSeq lists its product as uncharacterized. Gene Ontology annotation, molecular function: ATP binding; ATP-dependent protein folding chaperone. The transcript has 7 exons. Bases 1 to 1665 code for a protein of 554 amino acids. The record is from RefSeq and is a predicted model, not a curated record. NCBI's taxonomy places the organism in Eukaryota, Fungi, Mucoromycota, Mucoromycetes, Mucorales, Lichtheimiaceae.